UCCGUGCGUGCGGUGCCCGGCCUCGCCCUCGCCAUGGCGCCCUGGCUGCAGGUGCUGUGGCUGCUGGGGCUGCUCCCGGGCGCUGCCCCCGCCCCGCCCGGCCGAGCAGCCGGCGCUCAGGCCUGGGAGCCGGCGUCCCCGGAGCUGCUGGGGCCCGCCCGCUUCGCCCUGGAGAUGUACAACCGCGGCCGGGCGGCCGGGAUGCGGGCCGUGCUGGGGGCCGUGCGCGGUCGCGUCCGCCGGGCGGGCCGGGGGUCGCUGUACUCCCUGAAGGUGACCCUGGAGGAGCCGCCCUGCAACGACCCCACGGUGUGCCAGCUCCCUGUGUCCAAGAAAACCCUGCUCUGCAGCUUCGAAGUCCUUGAUGAGCUAGGAAAACACAUGCUUCUGAGGCGGGACUGUGGCCCAGUGGAUACCAAGAUUACAGGUGCUGGGAUACCCAAGGAUGCUGGGAUAGCCCAGAUCAGACUUCACUCGGGUUCAGCCUUGAUUUCUUUGUUCCAACCCUAUCCAGAUGACAGAAGCGAGACUUUCAGUUCAGUCCUUCCACUGUUGAACAAGGACCCCCUGACCCAGGACUUUUCUGUGAAGAUGGCUUCAAUCUUCAAGGACUUUGUCACCACCUAUAACCGGACAUAUGAGACGAAGGAGGAAGCCCGGUGGCGCAUGUCCAUCUUUGCCAGUAACAUGGUGCGAGCGCAGAAGAUCCAGGCCCUGGACCGUGGCACAGCUCAGUAUGGAGUCACCAAGUUCAGUGACCUCACAGAGGAGGAGUUUCGCACCAUCUACCUGAAUCCCCUCCUAAAAGAGCAACCAGGCAUGAAGAUGCGCCGAGCCAAGUCCGUUGAUGACCCCGCCCCACCUGAGUGGGACUGGAGGAGUAAGGGGGCUGUCACUGAAGUCAAGGACCAGGGCAUGUGCGGCUCCUGCUGGGCCUUCUCAGUCACAGGCAAUGUGGAGGGCCAGUGGUUCCUGAAACGGGGGGCCUUGCUCUCUCUCUCGGAGCAGGAGCUCUUGGACUGUGACAAGGUGGACAAGGCCUGCCUGGGCGGCUUGCCCUCCAAUGCCUACUCGGCCAUCAAGACUCUGGGAGGGCUGGAGACAGAGGACGACUACAGCUACCAUGGCCACUUGCAGACCUGCAACUUCUCUGCAGAGAAGGCCAAGGUCUACAUCAACGAUUCAGUGGAGCUGGGCCAGAAUGAGCAAAAGCUGGCGGCCUGGCUGGCCAAGAAGGGCCCCAUCUCCGUCGCCAUCAACGCCUUUGGCAUGCAGUUCUACCGCCACGGGAUCUCCCACCCACUGCGGCCCCUCUGCAGCCCCUGGCUCAUCGACCAUGCUGUGCUGCUCGUGGGCUACGGCAACCGCUCCACAGUCCCCUUCUGGGCCAUCAAGAACAGCUGGGGCACUGACUGGGGUGAGGAGGGUUACUACUACCUGUAUCGUGGGUCCGGGGCCUGUGGGGUGAACACCAUGGCCAGCUCAGCGGUGGUGAACUGAGGAGUGCCAGCUCAGGACGCAGUGCUGACUAGAGCAGCCCCUUCCCCAGCCUGCCCCGCAUGUCCAGGCCCCUCCCCAGGAGGCACAGCUGGCUGAGGGACAGGCACCAGGUACCUCAGGGUGAGCAAAGGGCACUGGGCUAUGGGCAUGGCCCUACGGCCUCCACCCCACUCCCGCCCCGAAGUUCCUCAGCUGCACCUUUGCUGGAUUGUGGUAGCUAGGAGGAACUUGGGUGAAGGAUGAUGUCUUAGCAGCCGAAGCUGGGGCAAGAACCCUGGGCUUGGGUCAGGAGCAAGUGCGAAGAAAUCAUUCUGGUCUUAAACUCAGCUCUGUCCUCAGCAGGCCCUGGCUUCCCGCCCUGGCUUUCCUCUGUCUGAUGUUCUAAAUUUUCUGGUCCCCCUGGAUCUGGGGACAGUGUUCCCUUCCACAUUGUAACCACCCUUCCUAACAGCAAUAAAGACGUGUCCUGGG
This is a messenger RNA of Diceros bicornis minor, 1971 nucleotides long. RefSeq names its product cathepsin F (gene CTSF). The record is from RefSeq and is a predicted model, not a curated record. Lineage: Eukaryota; Metazoa; Chordata; Mammalia; Perissodactyla; Rhinocerotidae. Gene Ontology annotation, molecular function: cysteine-type endopeptidase activity. Gene Ontology annotation, cellular component: lysosome.